This is a messenger RNA of Meira miltonrushii, 1311 nucleotides long. RefSeq names its product MFS general substrate transporter. Lineage: Eukaryota; Fungi; Basidiomycota; Exobasidiomycetes; Exobasidiales; Brachybasidiaceae. Gene Ontology annotation, cellular component: membrane. The transcript has a single exon. Gene Ontology annotation, molecular function: transmembrane transporter activity. The annotation marks the transcript as partial. Gene Ontology annotation, biological process: transmembrane transport. The record is from RefSeq and is a predicted model, not a curated record.
AAACUACAAAAGAAACUCGUACGAAAAUUAGACUUUCGUAUCUUACCCAUCAUUGUGUUACUAUACGUACUCAAUUAUUUGGACCGCAACAGUAUCUCGGCUGCUCGUGAUAAUGGAUUGGAAGCAGAUUUGAAAUUGGACGCUGCAAAGUCACAAUAUGACACCUGUUUAUCAAUCUUGUACGUCGGGUACAUUUUACUUCAAAUUCCUUCCAACCUUUUACUUUCUUACUGCGGUCGGCCUCGUGUCUACCUUCCCGUUUGUGUGGCAGCAUGGGGAAUCGUAUCUGCUCUAACUGCUGUCACACACAAUUUCACCGGGCUUUUAUUGGUCAGAUUCUUCCUUGGUGUUGUGGAAGCUGCAUUCUUCCCUGGCGCAAUGUUCAUUUUGUCAAAAUGGUACACUCGAGCAGAACUUUCAUCAAGAAUUGCACUUUUGUACGCCGGUUCGAUUUUAUCCAACGCUGUUUCUGGAUUGAUCAGCGCUGGUAUCCUCGGAAAUAUGGAAGGCAAAGCUGGCAUUCGUGCAUGGAGAUGGUUGUUUAUUAUUGAAGGUUCGAUCACAGUCUUUGUCGCUAUUUGCGCCGUCUUUAUUCUUCCCGAUUUCCCACACAAUUCCAAGAUGCUAACGGAAGAAGAAAGAACAUUGGCAGUACAAAGAAUGACUGAUGAUUCUGGAGGUGUGAGUGAUGUCGAAGGUGCAAACGGUGAAAAGCCAAUCGAUGGUCUCAAAGAUGCACUUUGUGAUCCGAUCAUUUGGCUUUUCACGCUGUGUCUCUUGGCGUGCGUCAUCGCAAUGGCGUUCAAUCAAUUUUUCCCCACAAUCGUUGGUACGCUUGGAUACGGCAAGAUUACAACAUUGAUCAUCACUUUUGGUCCAUGGGGUUGGGCAUUCUUGGCCGUUUUGUUCAACAGUUUACAUGCAAACAAGUCGGGCGAACGUACAUUCCAUCUUUGCAUUCCUCUUUGCAUUGGUGUUGUGGGUUUCAUUAUUUCUUCUGCAACUACAAACCUUGGAGCAAGAUUUUUUGCUUUGUUUUUGGAAGCUCAAAGUUAUGCAGGUUAUGUGAUCAUUUUGGCAUGGAUGUCAAAUUCUAUUCGUGGUUCGUACAAACGUGCUGCCGGUUUGGCUUUUAUCAACUGUUUGUCUCAAUUGGGUAACAUUGCAGGAUCGUACGUUUGGCCUAAGAAAUGGAGUCCAUCAUAUUGGCAAUCGAAUGUGAUUUCGAUUGCAUGCAUUGUUGUCACGAUUGCAACUGCAAUUGCUAUUCGAAUCGUGCUUCAACGAAGGAACAAAGAAUUAGACCGUAAA